UUUAUGCAAAAUAUAUUUCCCAAAAAAAUUAUCUUUCAUUUAUUCUUUUUUCUAAACUAUUUUUCUCAUCCACUGACUCCCUCAUUCCUUCAUUUGGAGAUUCAUGAGACUUUGAAUUUUGAUAAGUUUUCCUCACAUUUUCUGGUGAAAGUCCGAUCUAUUUAUUUUAAAUGUUAAUUAAUUUCUUUUUUAAAAAUUACUGCAAUUUUGAUGGGCAAAAUUUUGUUUUGUGAAGAUGUUGGAAGUAUUGUUUCCCCAUUAUUACCAAUCUUUUUAAAAGCAUCUUUGAAACAAAUUUUUUGUUGGGUAUUUGAUGAUUUUAUGCUU
Meloidogyne enterolobii is the source of this 327-nucleotide messenger RNA. The record is from the annotation of a GenBank genome assembly. NCBI's taxonomy places the organism in Eukaryota, Metazoa, Nematoda, Chromadorea, Rhabditida, Meloidogynidae.